Messenger RNA from Fraxinus pennsylvanica, 1509 nucleotides. NCBI's taxonomy places the organism in Eukaryota, Viridiplantae, Streptophyta, Magnoliopsida, Lamiales, Oleaceae. The record is from the annotation of a GenBank genome assembly.
AUGGAGGUGGUUGAAUCUGGAAUCCAUCAAGUUCUUGUCAAACUUCUUGAUGGAAAGCACAGAUUCUUGAAUUUCAAUACCCCUUCGAUCUCUGUCCCAACCCUCAAGCACCAGAUCCAGAGUAUUACUUCUAUUCCCUCCCAUCUUCAACUUCUCCUAUCCCACAACUCCCGCGUCCUCAAUGACCACCAAACCCUAGAUUUCAAUUUGGGCUCUGACGAGAAUACCCAAAUCCCCAAAACCCUAGAUUUAGAUUUUGAUUUCAAUUUCGAUUCCCAAUUGCCUCAAGAUCGAUAUUUUAUUAGUGGGUCCCACGAGACAGGUUUUCCCAGAAAGUCUUCAGAUGGGUCUCGGAAUUUUCCGAUUGUGGUGCAUUUGUUGCUUCGUCUCAGGGGCGGGAAAGGAGGGUUUGGGUCAUUGCUUAGGGGAGCGGCUACGAAGGCGGGACAGAAGAAGACAAACAAUUUUGAUGCUUGCAGGGAUAUGAGUGGGCGGAGACUGAGGCACGUGAACGCGGAGAAGAAGCUGGAAGAGUGGAGGGCGGAGGCGGAGGAGAGGAAGCUGGAGAAAAUGGCGGAGGAUUAUAUCAAGAAGAAGACCAAGGAGGCAGUUAAGAAGGGUAAAAAUAGUAAAGGAGAUAGCUCGGAGAAGUAUGUGGCAAAGUACAGGGAGGACUCGGCAAAGUGUAUGGAGGAAGUGGAAAGAUCAGUUAGGGAAUCGUUUAAAGGGUUGGUGAGCUCGAAGAGAAAGAACGCUGUGGAGGCGGGUGAACCUGAGUCCAAGCGGUUGAAAAUAUGGCUGGGAAAGAAGAAAUUGGAUGAUAGUGACAGCGAGGAUAUGGAUGAGGACGAUAGUGACGACAACACAGAAGAAGAGAAUGAGAAGUCCGUCGUUAUCGAUAACGGGAACCAUUCAGAUUCUAGUAAGGAAGCAGAGGGAAGUUCAAGUUCGGUUACUGGAGGGAAACUUGAUGCUGAUAAAGGUUCCUCUGGCAUUGGCUCUGAGGAAGAGGAUACUGUUGCGGAAGAGUCUCCAAAGUCUGGUAGAGGUCUGGAUGCGUGUGCAAAUAACAGUGAUGAGGAAAAUAAGACUGAACCUGCUUUGGCGAUUCUUGAGGGAAGUACAGAUCAGAAUGCAGUUGAGAAAGAAGUGCCUCAAGAAUCUCACUUCCUCAAAGUGGAAGAUAUAACCGGUCAGCUGCCAGGUGUCUCCAGCUCAAAGGAAGGAGCUUCUGCCGCAAACCUGAGCAAGAGUACCAAGCCUGAACCAGCACAGGAAGAAUCAGUCUCUGGAAGUGUAAAAGAUCCAGACUCGGACGAGCUCCUGAACUUUGAUGGAUAUAAUUCAGCAGCAGAGUUGGAGGUUCUUGGCUUGGAGAGGUUAAAAUUGGAGCUUCAAGCACGUGGAUUGAAAUGUGGUGGUAGUUUGCAAGAACGUGCUGCCAGGCUUUUUCUGCUCAAAACGACACCUUUGGAGAUGCUUCCGAAGAAGCUGUUUGCCAAGAAAUGA